Molecule: messenger RNA, 357 nt
Organism: Penicillium argentinense
Lineage: Eukaryota; Fungi; Ascomycota; Eurotiomycetes; Eurotiales; Aspergillaceae
Product: putative prefoldin subunit 2
Exons: 4
Coding region: 1-357 (118 amino acids)
Biological process (GO): protein folding
Cellular component (GO): prefoldin complex; cytoplasm
Molecular function (GO): protein folding chaperone
Source: RefSeq, a predicted model, not a curated record
AUGUCAAGCCAAAAGCAGAUCGACCCGAAGAAGCAGCAGGAGCUGCAGCUUCAGUACACCAACUUCAAGAACACCCUUCAACAAUUGGCGCAGAAGAUCGGUGAUAUCGAGCAGGAGGCUGAAGAGCACAAACUUGUCAUCGAGACACUUGAUCCCCUUCCUGAAGAUCGCAAAUGCUUUCGCAUGGUGAACGGAGUCCUGGUCGAGCGUACAAUCAAGGAUGUUCUCCCGACAUUGAAGACCAACUCGGAUGGAUUGAAGCAGGUUCUGGAGGAUAUGUUGAAGCAAUACAAGACCAAGCAGUCGGACCUGGAUAACUGGAAGAAAAAGAACAACAUCCAGGUCGUGCAGCCCUGA